GGUGUUUUGUUUGGUUUGACACUACCCAGUUCGGAGGUGGUUUAUGAUGACUGUUGCUAUGGUUACCGGGUUUGUUUUGAGGUGACAUUUCCCGGUCGAUAGCAUUUAACGUUCCCUUUCGUCUCAAACUGUCUCUGUUUAUCUUCAACAAUGUUGAAAAGAUAAAUCGGAGAUUUUAAACCUCCAAAAUGUCGGUGCGACGACUCCUAGCCCGCGGCCUGGAGCUCAGCCGCUCGGCCUUGCGCCUCGUCAAUCCCGCGGCUCGGGCUCAGGCGGGCGCGGCCUUUGUGCAACCCUGGGCCCGGCAGCCGCUCCAAGCCGGCCUACCCGCCCGCUACCGCUAUUUCCGCCUGUCUUUGGGCGGCCUAGCGGCUCAGCUUCAGCGCCGGGCGUCUCGGCAGCUCCGCGGGCCGGGCGGUGCUUUGCUGGCCUUCGGCCUGGGCCUGGGCUUCAUCGAACAGCAGGUGGAGGAGGUGAGGACGAGCAUCGCUGCCUGCGAGGAGAUCCAGACAUUGUUUAAACGGAAGAAAAUCAAGUAUGAAAACUCCAUACCUUCACGCACGAGUGGAUAUCGAUUUGAAGAUUACAAGGUUGGAUACAACAUUGGAAAGGGGUGUAAUGCAGCUGUGUACAAGGCCUUUAUCCCUGAAGUACCCAAAACAAAAGCAAGUGACACGAUCACGAAAAAGGAGAAAGCUGAAGUAGUUAACAGGCAGGCAAAGAGUGCAGCCAGAGGUCAGUGUGUCUCUGGUGAGGAUUCCGAAGUAAGAAAGAAGAUAUCGAUUACACAGGAAAACUCAAGUUUGAGUUUUGUGAUUUUGAAGAAAGAAACAUUAACAGACUCACUGAGGGCUUGUGAAGGAGACACCAGCAACCCCUUGAGAGCUUCUGGGGGAGGCAGCAGUUACCCCCUGAGGGCCUUCGAGGAAGACACCAACUACCCCCUGAAGGUGCCUGAAGGAGAAACCAGCUAUCCACUUGCUCUAAAAAUGCUUUGGAACAUAAAUGCAGGAUCCUCCAGUGAUGCAAUACUAACAUCAAUGGUUAAGGAGCUGGUUCCAACCAUCCCGAAUGCAUUAAUCGGAGAGUUUGGUGGAAUGAAAGGAAAAAAAAUGAAACCACAUCCAAACAUCAUUCAGGUUGUCCGAGCUUUCGUAGACAGUGUUCCGCUCUUGCCUGGAGCUUGGAUGGAGUAUCCUGAUGUGCUACCAACCAGAUUGAAUCCUUGUGGCUUGGGAUACAACCACACCCUCUUUCUGGUAAUGAAGAGCUAUCCGUGCACCCUGCAACAGUACCUGCAGGUCUGUAUCCCUAACAAAGAAUGUGCUACUGUGAUGAUUCUUCAGUUGCUGGAGGGAGUGGAUCAUCUGGUUCAGCAUGGAAUUGCACACCGAGAUCUGAAGUCUGAUAAUAUUCUGGUGGAGUUUGAUUCAGUUGGCUGCCCACGUUUGGUGAUCACUGAUUUUGGUUGCUGUCUGGCUGAAGAAUCUCUGGGGUUGAAGCUUCCCUUUACCAGUAACGAUGUCAACCGGGGAGGAAAUAUCUGCCUAAUGGCUCCUGAGAUUUCUGCAGCAAUCCCUGGACCCGGAGUCAUAAUUGAUUACAACAAAUCAGAUGCCUGGUCAGUGGGCACCUUGGCCUAUGAGAUCCUGGGCCUUCGUAAUCCAUUUUAUGGAUAUGGAAUGGAUUACCUGGAAAGCUGGAACUAUCAAGAGGAUAAGUUGCCACCUCUGCCGGGCUCAAUUCACAGAGACGUGAGACUGGUGGUGAAACGUCUGUUGUGCAGAGAUCCUAAGAGGCGUCUGUCAGCGAGAGUAGCUGCAGACAUGCUUCACCUACACCUGUGGGGGCCAGAGCUCCUUGCCUCAACUCCGAUCACUGUGGAGAAUGUUUUCAGAUGGCUUCGGUGCCAGACUCUGCUCACCCUCCUGCAGGUUUCAAUGAAUCAUAAAUUACCUGUGGAGAUUGAACUAAAGAGAAGCUUCUUGGCAAAUCUCAGCUUUGAAGAACUAAGGCUGGGACUAGAUCUGCUGCUACAUGUGAAGACCUAAAUGAGUUCACAUCAAUCAAUAAAACAGUCAGUUUGAAAACAGAAUUUGGUGAAACCACUGCUACUAAUUAUGGAUGUAGGAAUAAAACUAUGCAUUUAGUUCAUAAUUUAACUACGUGAAUAAAAUUCAAGAUGUCUAGAA
Messenger RNA from Rhincodon typus (whale shark), 2192 nucleotides. RefSeq names its product PTEN induced kinase 1 (gene pink1). The record is from RefSeq and is a predicted model, not a curated record. Gene Ontology annotation, cellular component: mitochondrion. Gene Ontology annotation, molecular function: protein serine/threonine kinase activity; ATP binding. The coding region runs from base 189 to 2051 and encodes 620 amino acids. Lineage: Eukaryota; Metazoa; Chordata; Chondrichthyes; Orectolobiformes; Rhincodontidae. The transcript has 8 exons. Gene Ontology annotation, biological process: autophagy of mitochondrion; positive regulation of mitochondrial fission; protein phosphorylation.